AAUGAAUGUGAAGGCACACAGGGAAUAAUUACUAAUUAGUAAAUAAUUACUGUUACCAAACUGACAUCAAAGGUCACUCGGACUAACUCUGACUAACUUCCACUAAUUAAUACAUCUACGAGUCUUCCCUCAGUGCCAGUGGGCUGUCUCAGCUGUCAGCUAAACACAGGAUUGGACAGUGAUAAGCCGGGUUGGGGAAAUGCUGUUGCAUGAGAUGGAAUUUCAACUUUGUCCCCUGAAACCUUCAGGCAGAUUUCCUCAACUACCCCAGAGGAGCGUAGUGAAUAAACUCCUCUGCUUUUCCUGUUGUUUCAUUGGCGUUUCAUCAGCUGCUUUAAUGUCAAAAUAAAGAUGCCGACUACAGACAGGGUGAACGAAGGGAUGGACAUCUUUGACCUUCUGCUAAGGAAUACAGGAGAAUCGGCCAGUUGCCACAGCGACCAACCGUGGACCGUGACAAUUAAUGAUAACACAAGCUCUCAGGGAGGCAACGCUGAUGACUUCUUAAAUGCUCUGCUGCAGGAGUCCUCGUCCGCGCCGGCAUCACCUCUGUGGUCCCCCUGCACCACUGACAGUGGCAUUAACGAGGAAGCCCUGACAGAUCACACAGACAGCCCCCAUCCAAUCUCCUGCUCCGCUUUCCCAGAGUUUGACAUCCAUGCUUAUCCUAAGCCUCCAUCCGUAGGGAGCCAGACGCCAGCGAAUGAAAAAACGCCCGAUAUUCGCGUUGAUUUGGGCUGGGAUUCUGCUGGACUUCAUGAGGAUUUUGGAAUUACAUACUAUCUCACCACGAACCAAAAUCCCCUGCUAUCAUCCAGCCACACUCUCACAGUGAAGGACCUGUUACUGUCAAACCUGGGACAGAAAGUGCAACGAACCCCUCAACAGUCCCUGGAGGAUCUCAAUCUUAAUGAGGAUGAGAAGAAGCUUCUGGCCAAAGAAGGAAUACAUUUACCAAGCAAACUGCCCCUGUCUAAGUUUGAAGAGAGGGUUUUGAAGAAGAUCCGGCGGAAAAUCCGCAACAAACGCUCGGCUCAAGAAAGCCGGAAGAAGAAGAGAGAAUAUGUUGACAGUCUGGAGGGAAGAAUGUCUGCAUGCAGUGCUCACAACCUCGAGUUGCAGAGAAAGAUUCAGGAUUUGGAGGAGACCAACAAUGCUCUGCUGGAGAAGCUGAGGCGACUACAGACUCUCUUCCCGAACAGCUCCGGCAAAACAACAAACAGAACAGGAACUUGCAUGCUGGUUUUGCUGCUGUCCUUUUCUCUGCUCAUUUCCUCGAGUCUUCAGCCCAACCCGUACAGCCAGCAGAGCCAGGCAGAGUAUACAGAGACCAAAGCGUCGUCCCGCUCUCUGCUGUCGGUGGAUGAGACGGGAGGGGUCUCUCCUCCCAUCGUUCCCCAUCCCUCCAUCUCCAGGGGCUUUGAAGUCCUGAGAAGCCUGACGGAGAAGUUACAGGCCUGGACGGACCUCCCCGCUGCAGACCACCCCUCCUCUCACCGCCUGGAUCACAGGGGAAAGGAUGAUUACCUGUCUCACCUGAGGAGAAACGCAUAGCAAAAGAGUGCUGACACGCUUGCAAGUGCAUUAGCCAAGCGAGCACCCCAAAUACUCUGCAGGACUCUUAUUGUUAAAGACUCGAUGGCUCUCCAGCAGACACAUCCAACCAGAAGGUGCUGCGUCCGGUUCACUUUCUGAAGUUUAGUCGAUGCGGACGUCAAGGACCAAGUGGAUUGGUUAUUGUAUCUAUGUGAAAAAAGUUUUAUUUAAAUGUAAAAAAAAAAGCUGUUAAACCUUUAAAAAAAAAGCCAAAUGUAUGUUCACUGCUGUGAAUCUUUUAUUAUUCACUUGAAAUUUUCAUUUUAAGUGUUUUUUUGUAUAGCAUUUCAAUGAAAUGUUGAGGAAGAAGGAUAAUGAUUGUUCACAGGCAAAUGUUGGAAUCACCUGAGUCACCUUCUUUCUUUAAUUUGCCGUAUAUCUAGUUUGGAGGAUUUAGGGCUAUAUUAGAAAUUAAAACUCUAACAAGAAACUCCCUCAACACAUUAGUAUCUUUAGUAAUUUCACGGUGUGGUAUCUAUCGUCUCAUCGAUGACAACCCGUACAGUUAUUCACCUCUUAAAAACAUUAAAUGAUUACCAGAUCUCAUCAUAUCCAUCAACGCUGUCACAUCACAAAUGUUCUGUGAAGCUGCUAUGUGGAUAAAUGUUUCCAUUUCACAACAUGUGGUGAGACUGCAAGAUUUUGUUUGCUCUCAUUUUGCCAAUUAAAAUCCUUAUCGUUCGGUCAUGAGCCCCUGCUCUUCUAUGUUAUUUCAUGAUGUCCAAAGCGUCUCCUUCGAGUAUUGGGGGGUCCUUUUGCCCCGUCAUUUAUGUUCAUGUCAUCGCUCACUGUGACUCAAACUGAAUUUGGAAAUCC
Molecule: messenger RNA, 2412 nt
Organism: Menidia menidia (Atlantic silverside)
Lineage: Eukaryota; Metazoa; Chordata; Actinopteri; Atheriniformes; Atherinopsidae
Source: the annotation of a GenBank genome assembly